UGUGAGCCCAGUGUAACUGAGUGAGCUGUGUGCUGUUUAUCGAUCUGUUUCCUAGCCCUGAAAUCCUUUUGGAAACUGAGCAGGGAGAAUGAUACAGUCAGACAAAGGAGCAGAUCCACCAGACAAGGACAUGGACCUUUCUACCACGACCAACCCAGAGAAUGGCCUCUCCCAAAUCCUGAGGCUUGUGCUACAAGAAUUGAGUCUGUUCUACAGCCGAGAUGUGAACGGAGUGUGUCUCUUAUAUGACCUCCUCCAUUCCCCGUGGCUGCAGGCUCUGCUAAAGGUUUAUGACUGCCUCCAGGAAUUUAAAGAAAAGAAGCUAGUUCCUACCACCCACCAUGCCCAGGCAUUAUCCUCUGAGGUAGUAGAACUAUUACAUGAAACUCCUACAUCCCCUGAGAUCCAAGAGCUGAGACAAACCCUCCAGGCUCCACACUUGAAGGCCUUGCUCAGUGCCCAUGACACAGUAGCUCAGAAAGAUUUUGAGCCCCUUCUCCCUCCACUGCCAGACAACAUCCCUGAGAGCGAGGAAGCCAUGAGGAUUGUUUGUUUGGUGAAAAACCAACAGCCCCUGGGAGCCACCAUCAAGCGCCACGAGAUGACAGGGGACAUCCUGGUAGCCAGGGUCAUCCAUGGCGGGCUGGCCGAGAAGAGUGGGUUGCUAUAUGCUGGAGACAAACUAGUGGAAGUGAAUGGAGUUUCAGUUGAGGGACUGGACCCUGAACAAGUGAUCCAUAUUCUGACCAUGUCUCGAGACACAAUCAUGUUCAAGGUGGUUCCAGUUUCUGACCCUCCUGUGAAUAACCAGAAGACGGUGUACGUUCGUGCCAUGACUGAAUACUGGCCCCAGGAGGAUCCCAACAUCCCCUGCAUGGACGCUGGAUUGCCUUUCCAGAAGGGGGACAUCCUCCAGAUUGUGGACCAGAAUGAUGCCCUCUGGUGGCAGGCCCGGAAAAUCUCAGAUCUUGCUACCUGUGCUGGGUUAAUACCUUCUAAACAACUUCUAAAGAGGAAACAAAGGGAAUUCUGGUGGUCUCAGCCAUACCAGCCUCAUACCUGCCUCAAAUCAACCAAAUUCAUUUCUAUGGAAGAAGAAGAUGACAUGAAGAUUGAUGAGAAAUGUGUGGAAGCAGAGGAACUUUCAGAAGACAAGGAUGAAUUUGUUGGCUAUGGUCAGAAGUUCUUUACUGCUGGUUUCCGUCGCAGCAUGCGCCUUUGUCGCAGGAGGUCUCACCUCAGCCAGCUGCGGGCCAGCGUGUGUUGCACCGGCGGCUGCUACAAUGCGGUGGGUGCCCCUUACGAGGAGGUGGUGAGGUACCAGCGACGCCUUUCGGACAAGCAUCGCCUCAUAGUGCUCGUGGGACCUUCUGGUGUUGGAGUAAACGAACUGAGAAGACAACUUAUUGAAUUUAAUCCCAGCCGUUUUCAAAGUGCUGUGCCACAUACUACUCGUCCUAAAAAGAGUUAUGAAAAGAAUGGGUGUGAGUAUCACUAUGUGUCGAAGGAAACAUUUGAAAGCCUCGUAUACAGUCACAGGAUGCUAGAGUGUGGUGAGUACAGAGGCCACCUGUAUGGUACUAGUGUGGAUGCUGUUCAAGCAGUCCUUGAUGAAGGAAAGAUUUGUGUUAUGGAUUUAGAGCCUCAGGAUAUUCAGGUGACUCGAACUCAAGAGCUGAAGCCCUAUGUCAUAUUUAUAAAGCCAUCUAGCCUGAGUUAUAUGAAACAAUCUCGGAAAAAUGCCAAGAUUAUUACUGACUACUUUGUGGACAUGAAGUUCAAGGAUGAAGACCUACAAGAGAUGGAGGAUUUAGCCCAGAAAAUGGAGACUCAGUUUGGCCAAUUUUUUGAUCAUGUGAUUGUCAAUGACAACUUAGAAGAUGCAUGUGCCCAAUUGUUGUCUGCCAUUCAGAAGGCUCAGGAAGAGCCUCAGUGGGUACCAGCAACAUGGAUUUCCUCUGGUGAUGAGUCUUAAUGAGGCCUCUUGAAUAAUGUUGGAGUUUUAACACUAUAUUUGUUAUGGAGAUCUAGAAUAACAGCUGCAAUCUAAAACAGCAGUAUUUGACCUAUUAUAAUGUAUGCAACCAUAAAAAUGUAGCAGUUUAUUAAUCUUAUUUGAAAAAAAUGUAUAAUACAGUUUUGUAGUUAUCUAUUUGGCUCUUAGGGAAAAUCCUUUUCCUUUACCUCAUGUGCAGCUGUGGUAGAAAUAUGAAUAAUGUUAAAUGUUAAUUACAACUAAUGUUAAAUCACCCAGUAUGAAAACCUUUCAUAGAUUUCAUACGUUUUUUGGAAGAGGCAGGUAAAAGAGCUUUCCUAAAUAAAAU
Nycticebus coucang (slow loris) is the source of this 2324-nucleotide messenger RNA. It is a transcript of the gene MPP4, whose product is annotated as MAGUK p55 scaffold protein 4. Gene Ontology annotation, cellular component: adherens junction; plasma membrane. Bases 89 to 1975 code for a protein of 628 amino acids. The record is from RefSeq and is a predicted model, not a curated record. Gene Ontology annotation, molecular function: protein binding. NCBI's taxonomy places the organism in Eukaryota, Metazoa, Chordata, Mammalia, Primates, Lorisidae. The transcript has 20 exons.